Schistocerca nitens (vagrant locust) is the source of this 2211-nucleotide messenger RNA. Its product is annotated as luciferin 4-monooxygenase-like. Gene Ontology annotation, molecular function: long-chain fatty acid-CoA ligase activity. Gene Ontology annotation, biological process: long-chain fatty acid metabolic process; fatty-acyl-CoA biosynthetic process. Bases 201 to 1802 code for a protein of 533 amino acids. The record is from RefSeq and is a predicted model, not a curated record. The transcript is spliced from 9 exons. NCBI's taxonomy places the organism in Eukaryota, Metazoa, Arthropoda, Insecta, Orthoptera, Acrididae.
CAGUCGUCGUUUUAUUCGUGAUCGCUCAUGAUUUUCCUCUUAAGCUCUCAAACUCGGAGCAGGGCUCGCACAUAGUUCCAAGUGAUUUCUUGCUGACAAAGAGGCAGCUGUUCGGUUCUGAAACGGCUUUGUAAGCCGUAAAUUCACCCACACUGUAAGUGGAUGUCGUGUUGCUCAGUACCAACAUCGCACCAAUAGACAUGAUGGAAUCACAAGACAAAAUCCUGCGUGGCCCUAGGAUGGACCUGCCGCUGCCAGAUGUCUCUCUGGGAAAAUACGUUUUCAGCAACAUGUUGAAACUUGGGGACAAGACCGCACAGGUGUACCCCGGGGAACAGGAUCUGCGGCUGUCGUACAGGGAGCUGUCGAGGCGCGCGGCCUGCGUGGCCGAGGAGCUGCGCAUGCGCGGCGUGGGCCCCGGGGACGUGGUGGCGCUCGGCUGCCGCGUCGUGCCGCACUUUCCGGCGCUCCUCAUAGGCACCCUCCUCAGGAACGCCGUGCCGGCGCCCUUCAACCCAGACCUCGACGCGGACGAGUUGACGUUGGUGGUGCAGCAGAUGCUCAGGCCGAAGCUGGUGGUGAGCCAGGAGCCGGCGCUGUCGGCAGUGGCUGAGACGGCUGGGUGCCCCGCCCUGCCGCUGUCCCAGGUGGACGGCUGGCUGCAGCGAGACGCAGACCCGGAGCAGGCGCUGCAGGCGCUGUCCCCGCCAGACGCGGCCGGCUGGCUGGACUCGUGCGCCGCCAUCCUCUGCUCCUCCGGCACCACGGGGCCGCCCAAGGGCGUCAUGCUCUCACACCGGGGGCUGCUCACCGUCUGCACUCUGGUCAGCCUGGGAGAGAAAAGCGCCCCAGCCACGAGCGGCCAGCGGCCAGAGGCGGUCGUGUCGACGACGCCGGUGUCCUGGGUCUCGGGCCUGAUAGCGCACCUGCUCUGCCUCAGCGCGGGACUGCGCACGUGCUUCCUGCCGCACUUCGACGAGGGCGUGGUCGCCCGCGUGUGUGGCCAGUACCACGUGAAAGAUUUGUACGUACCCCCAAACAUAGCUGUGACGGUAGCAAAGAGACCUGACAGCCCCGUCAGAGAGAUACUGCCUCGGCUCACUGUGCUGAUGGUCGCCGGCGCUGCCAUGGAUGCCGACACGCAACGGUUCGUCGAGAAAGAGCUGGGCGUUCCGGUCAAGCAGUGGUACGGCUCGACGGAGUCCAUACUUGUCCUGGGAUCAGCGCCUGAGACCUUCCCUCCAGCCGGCUCUUCCGGGAAGCUGCUUUUCAACGUGGAGGCCAAAGUGGUGGACCUGGAGACGCAGGAGCCGGUGGGUCCCGAGCAGGAGGGCGAGCUGUGGGUGAAGUCUCCCGCGGCGGCGCUGGGCUACUGGAACAACCCGGAGGCGACUGCCGCUGCCUGGGACAAAGAAGGCUGGUUCCACACGGGGGACGUCGUGCGCUACGACCGCGACGGCUACUUCUACGUCGUGGACCGCGUCAAGCAGCUCAUCAAGUUCAGGGGACACCACGUGCUGUCGCCGCAGCUGGAGUCGCUGCUGAUGUCGCACCCCAGCGUGCAGCUGGCCGCCGUGGUGGGCGCGCCGCACCCCACCGACCAGGAGCACCCCACCGCCUUCGUCGUGCUGAGGCCCGGAGCGUCCGCCACCUCUCAGGAGCUGCAGGCGCUCGUGGAAGAUAAGGUGGCGGACCACAAGAAGCUGCGAGGCGGCGUGAGGAUCGUGGGGGAGCUGCCGCACACGGCCAGCGGCAAGGUGGCCAAGAGGGUCCUCAGGAGGUGGGCGGCGGGCGGCCAGUAGCGCCAAGCAGCGCAGAGGCCGUUCCCGGUCCCCAGCGUGCACUGCCAUCAAGAGCCAUCAACUGCCUCAUAAAUCUACGUAAACAAAAGUCAGUUGCCACGUGUAUGAAAGAUUAUCACCUCAGAAUGGCUACAUCGGUUUGACCUGUUUUUGUGUGUGUCAGUUAUUGUUACGACAAGGAUCGAAAGAAAAUUUUUGAAAAAUCCAGUUGAAAAGUCGGAAAUUAAUAUCAACUGUCACAUAUGUGAAGUAUCAUCAAUUAAGAAUGGAUUGACAGAUUUUGUUGAUUUUUGUUUUGUUGUGUUCGUAAUUGUCAGGAGAAGGUUUGUAUGAAAGAAAAGUUUUGAAAAAUUCGUCAGAAAAGACGGAUAUUAAAAUUAAUUGUGAAAGAUCGUCACUUCAGAGCGAC